AUGAGCUGCACUUCGAAGGAUUCAAAAGGAAUCCACUUGAAUGAUGAAUUCAGUUGUGGAUGGAGUAAUCUGCCCCAGGUGCCUCAAGAUUCAGUCUUCCAGCAAAGUGGCCAACAAGGAGGGAUUCCAGCCAGGAGUGGUCAAGCUCUUGCAUUUCAGCCGAGUGAUCAACAGUUUUUAACUCCACAGCAGACUCAACGACAAGGGGGAAAUCCAGUCCAGAAUCCUCAAGCUUCAGUCCUCCAGCGUACUCGAGGAGGAAUUUUAGCCAAGAAUCCUCAAGAUGUUGUGUUCCAGCCAAGUGAUCAGAAGUUUCUGGCUCCACAGGGUCUGCAACUGCAAAAUGAAGGGUGGGGUCCAGCCAAGAAUCCUCAAGCUUCAGUCCUCCAGCAAACUCGAGGAGGAAUUUUAGCCAAGAAUCCUCAAGAUGUUGUGUUCCAGCCAAGUGAUCAGAAGUUUCUGGCUCCACAGGGUCUGCAACUGCAAAAUCAAGGGUGGGGUCCAGCCCAGAAUCCUCAAGCUUCAGUCCUCCAGCAGACUAGAGGAGGAAUUUUAGCCAAGAAUCCUCAAGAUGUUGUGUUCCAGCCAAGUGAUCAGAAGUUUAUGGCUCCACAGGGUCUGCAACUGCAAAAUCAAGGGUGGGGUCCAGCCCAGAAUCCUCAAGCUUCAGUCCUCCAGCAGACUAGAGGAAUUUUAGCCAAGAAUCCUCAAGAUGUUGUGUUCCAGCCAAGUGAUCGGAAGUUUUUGGCUCAACAGGCCCUGCAACAGCAAACCGCACACCAGUUUUCUCAAGCGUUUCCACCCAAGCAGCCAGUGGCACAGGCAGAGCCUCUUGACAAGUGUGCUGUAGCUGAUUAUGAGCAGAUCCAAUGUGGACCACCUGGUAUCAGUGCUGCUGAGUGUGACGCUAUAAACUGCUGCUUUGACGGACAGCAGUGUUACUAUGGGAAAGCCGUGACCGCCCAGUGUAUUAGAGAUGGCCAGUUUGUGGUUGUGGUGGCUAGAGAUGUUACACUGCCUUCACUAAGUCUGGAUACAGUCCGCCUGUUGGGUGGAAAUGACCCACCUUGUGCUCCAGUUGGGUCCACACCUUCCUUUGCCAUUUACCAAUUCCCUGUCACAGCUUGUGGCACAAGCAUGAUGGAGGACAAUGGAUAUGUGGUGUAUGAGAACAGAAUGACUUCAUCCUAUGAAGUGGGGAUUGGACCACUUGGUUCCAUCACAAGGGACAGUCACUUUGAGCUUCUCUUCCAGUGUAGGUAUUCUGGCACUGCUGUUCAAGCUCUGGUUGUGGAGGUCAACACAGUUCCUCCACCUCCACCUGUAGCUGCUCCUGGACCCCUCAGAGUGGAGCUUCGCCUGGCAAAUGGACAAUGUGUCACAAAAGGAUGUGCAGAAGAGGAUGCUGCAUACACGUCCUACUACAGUGAUGCUGAUUACCCAGUCACAAAAGUCCUACGACAACCUGUGUAUGUUGAGGUGCACCUUUUGGAGAGGACUGACCCCAAUAUUGUCCUGAUGCUGGGACAUUGCUGGGCGACAUCAUCCCCUGAUUCCCUCAGCCUGCCUCAGUGGGACCUUCUAGUUAAUGGAUGCCCUUACCAGGAUGAUCGCUACCUCACCACACCGGUUCCUGUGGAUGGCUCCUCUGGUCUUCAGUUCCCAACCCAUUACAAGCGCUUUAUUGUGAAGAUGUUCACGCUUGUGGAUCCAGCAUCACUAGCUCCUCUGCAGGGAAUGGUCUUCAUCCACUGUAGUACAUCGGUGUGCCAUCCCUCUUCCACUGGCUCCUGUGAGCAGAGCUGCACCAGGCAAAAAAGAGAUGUUGGUGAGAACAUUGAAAAGACUGUCGUUUCCAGUGGAGGCAUUUUCUUCAUGUAA
Molecule: messenger RNA, 1881 nt
Organism: Xyrauchen texanus (razorback sucker)
Lineage: Eukaryota; Metazoa; Chordata; Actinopteri; Cypriniformes; Catostomidae
Product: zona pellucida sperm-binding protein 4-like
Exons: 9
Coding region: 1-1881 (626 amino acids)
Biological process (GO): prevention of polyspermy; binding of sperm to zona pellucida
Cellular component (GO): egg coat
Molecular function (GO): structural constituent of egg coat; acrosin binding
Source: RefSeq, a predicted model, not a curated record